Eurytemora carolleeae is the source of this 902-nucleotide messenger RNA. RefSeq lists its product as uncharacterized. The record is from RefSeq and is a predicted model, not a curated record. The annotation marks the transcript as partial. Lineage: Eukaryota; Metazoa; Arthropoda; Copepoda; Calanoida; Temoridae. The transcript is spliced from 10 exons.
AUAACGUAAACACGCUCACCUUGGGAGGUGGGAGCCUUAUUAAAACCCCUCACCUUCUGGCUCCUGUGGGGAGUAUUUUCUGCCGUAAAGAAACUACCCAACUCCAGAUCUGGAGAAAACAAAUCAGUUUGUAUGAAGCUGCUUUGUUGCUAUUCUCCCAAACUGAAGCAGCAACUGAAGAAAUGGUGAAAGGGUUUCAUUUCAUUGAUAACAAGUUGGACAAGAGGUUUGGAGCCGAAAAUGGAUAUGUGACAACCACCACUAUAAUACCAGUUCCUAAACAGCUGAGUGUCUGCCUGUGGACCUUUGCUGAGUUUGAUAGAUAUGGAGAGCAGAUUCCUAUCAUUGAGUUCAUGAAGCUCAACGAAACCAUACCACCAUUUAUAUCAAUGAUGUAUAGAUCUGAUGGAGCAAAUAGUCCUAGAAUCGGCCUGGAUGGCAUUGCAACCUUUUACAUGCAGGGAUACCCUGUGCUAGAAAGAAAAUGGCUGCACUUGUGUGCAUCUAUCGAUAUUGAGAAAGAUGAAGUCAUUUUGUACUUGAACGGAAAAUCUGAUUUUAAAUCACAAACUCCAACAAAAUCUAUUAAAAGCAAAAUCUCCAAAAAUACUGAAGUACCAAUGGUUAUCCGACUUGGGCAUUAUUAUUUUGACACGAAGCCCUUGAUUGGUAAACUGGCUGAGGUCAAUGUUUGGGACAGAAUACUUAGUGUCGAGGAACUAGCCAAUUAUUCUAACUGUAUUCCUUACAAAAUUUCUGGGAAUAUUGUGAAUGAGGAAACAAUAUGGACAAUUACAGGAACAUUAAUCCAAGAAGAACUGAUCCCGAAGUCUGUUAUUGAAUGCUCCCUGGAGAACAAGAUAAAAACUGUUUUUGUCACAAUCCCGUACCAGAACUUUCAG